AUGCCUGAAUAUCGGCACUUUAAAGUCUCUCGUUAUUCGUUCUGUCGGUCAAAACAAAAUACACAAUGGUUUCAUGUCGUCGGAAUAUCCAACCUCACUCUCACGUUCGUGCUUCUGUCUCCAACUGUUGCGGAUUCGAUUAUUUUAACUAAGGGAACUAGAGUUUUGGAGUCGAUCAAGCUUUUUGAUCUCUACGACUCUAGAGUUAUUUUGAUGUUUAGGCGGCCCAAGGUCCAAUUCCAGUGGUCCGAUUUCAAAGGGUCAAUCAGGAAGUUUUGUGUUCACACCGAAAACGAGUUUGACAACAUUAAAGAGCUGUCAAGUAGUAUUGUGAACUUUUUUGUCGAUCAUACCCGCCUGAAUCUGGUUAGCAGCCCGAGUAAUAUUGGCGUUUGGAGCGCUGGGUCCGAGUGCUCCGUGGACGAGCCCAAAGUGGUACCAUUCGAAAUUCUUCCUCCCAUCUUGCAGAGUACCCUAGAACCUGUUGCAACUUUUACUGUGAAAAGCUAUGCCCGGUGUGAGACGCCCAUCAAGCUCGCUCCUCAUAUACAGCCGGUACUCCAUUGGCAGCAUUUGGCAGCCACGUCGGGGCUUCAGCUGUCGUUGAUUUCCAAGCCCAGACGAAUAAUGGUGUACCGACAAACUAUUGUGGUCGAUGAUAUUCGAGCCGACGAUGUGCACCUCAAGAUCUGCUGCUCGCCUACGCAUCUCAGUCUCAAAUACCGGAACAACGACACUUUGAAGAUCUGCCGGCGUCAGCUUGGCUUCACCUCGACGGAAAUGGCAGGCAUCUGUGCCUUUUUCAGGUCCCAUCAAAUGGAGUUUUCCAUCGCAGCCAUCAACUUGCAAACAGAAAGCACUCGAAUCACGAGUCACAUUAGCAGCCCCUGGUCAGGAGGACUUUGA
Messenger RNA from Wickerhamiella sorbophila, 906 nucleotides. RefSeq lists its product as hypothetical. The record is from RefSeq and is a predicted model, not a curated record. NCBI's taxonomy places the organism in Eukaryota, Fungi, Ascomycota, Dipodascomycetes, Dipodascales, Trichomonascaceae. The coding region runs from base 1 to 906 and encodes 301 amino acids. The transcript has a single exon.